Molecule: messenger RNA, 1608 nt
Organism: Funneliformis caledonium
Lineage: Eukaryota; Fungi; Glomeromycota; Glomeromycetes; Glomerales; Glomeraceae
Source: the annotation of a GenBank genome assembly
CGUGUUGAUAGCGAAGAAUUAUUGGAAACUUUAGCAGAUCGAGCCAAAAAUCUGGGUUAUGAUUAUGUCGCAAAACUUUUCCAAAACUAUCAUGAAGUUUCUCUUGGAGGAAGUAACGGAAAAUUAAUGUUUGAACGAUUAGCAGAAUUGGUUCAAGAUUAUAAUGAUUCGGGACAAAGGAAAGCUGUUUUACAAGAAUAUGAUGCACACGCUGGCAAAGCCUUUAUCCUUUGUAUUAUAACAAGUUUAAUGUGUAGAGUUCACGAAAAGGUCUUACAAGAAGGCGAAUUAUGCUAUGUAGAUGCUUUGGCAUCAUUUGAUCCUCUCAAUUCUUCGAUUACAUUACUUUAUACAAGUUGCACGGUCGGAGCUCUUCCACUUGGCUUAUUUGUUACUUCAGACGAACUUGAAAUCACACCUCAGAUUGGACUGAUGGUUAUUUUAACCGACGAUUCAAGUGCAGAGCGUAAUGCACUGGAACUAUGGGUUCGCCUUUUGUGUACUUUUCAUUUUCUUCAGGCAUUUUGGAGGUGGUUAUAUGAUUCAAAACAUAAAGUUAAUAAAGAAGACUGGGUGCCUAUAAUGGAAAAAACAAGGAAAAUUUUGUAUGCAUUAUCAGGUUCAGAAAUGGAAAUACAUUAUGAAGAAUUUAAGCAGAAAUUUUAUAAUCACCCACAACUGCAGAGUCAUUUUGAGCUUUUGUGGAAGCAGCGAAGCUUCGGUAUAAUGAAAGAUAUUAUUUUUGCAAGGACAAAAGCUUACAACCCAAUACAAAUAUUUCAAUUUAUAAUUACAACUAUGGAAAGGUUUUAUGAAAGGAGAGUGCUUGAAAUUGCACAUAGACAUAUAGGACAUUUACGUAUUGCCAAACGAUUCUUGUGUCCCAACUGGAAAAUAAUAAAUAUGAAUGCAAUUCAAAAGACUUGUGUGGAUAAUGAGUUUUUGGUACCGAGUACAAAAGAUGCAAACACUUUUUAUAUUAUAAAUAGUGAGAUUGGAGUAUGUUCUUGUCCUGUUAGAAUGACCGGUGCGCCCUGUAAACAUCAAGGGGCAGUAUCAAUGAAGUAUCAUCUUUCAAAUUUUAAUUUUGUUCCGUCGUUGACGUCAAAUGAUUGUAUAACCUAUGCAUAUAUAGCACUCGGUUAUGUUACCGAAAACAAAUCUUUCUAUGCAUCAUUACAUGCACAACAAUCUAUUAUACAAAGCCAACAUGCUGAAUUGAGCAAUUUUAUUUCAUUUUUAAAUGAAGUUAAAUUGGACUAUCAAAAUGCCGAUCAAGCGUUACGAACUACGCUAAACAAGUUUAAAGACUGGUAUAAUGCUGCAAAAUCAAAGUCAGUACUCUGGUUGUCUUCAUUUCUUUACGAUCUCAAUCGUGAUCUAGACCCAAUGGUUCGUAUCAAAAGUGGUGCACACAUAAGGGUUCAAGUAGAAUCAAUUAAAAGACGCAAAACAGAGGGUAGUGGUUCUAAACAAAGGUUACCUGUUCUUAUAAAUGAAGAUAAAGAAAAUUUUGAUUCUCAUGCUAUUCCUGUUCGGAAAAAGAGGAAAACAACCAAAAAAGAGCAUAAUUUAUGCAAGAAUAUAUUGAGCAAUCAUCCAAAUUGA